AUGUCCGAUAAACCCAUUCUCGUGCUCGGUGCGGCUGGUCCAAGUGGACUUGUCGUCAUGAGGCACGCUCUAGAAAGAGGGUAUUCAGUGACGGCGUAUGCCCGCAAUGCAACAGAAUUGAGGAAGCGUUUGGGAGAUGCCCUGGAUGAGGCAAGAAUCACUCUUAUCGAGUGCCCGAUCACUUCGCUCCCCGAAAAACUGUGUCCGCUUCUCCCCAGUUUCGGCAGCAUCAUCUCAUUGCUGGGACCAAACAGCUUCAACCACAAAGGCACCGACGUCGCGGGCCUGUACCGGGUGAUUUUGGAGGAGUUGCACAGCCUGCCCGCCGACAAACGGCCCUACCUCCUCAUCGCCUCGACGCAAUCGAUCGUAGAUCUCAAAGACGGCUUUGAUUUCUUUACGAAGCUUCACAUUCUCUUCAUCAUGAGCAUUGCUGCCGGUGCACGAAGGGAGACAUUAGCUAUCAAAGAGGUGUUCCUAAAUGACCUCAAAUCCAACAGCGUCGGCGUCGAUUGGACGGUCUGUCGGCUGAACUUGAUCAAGGAUGCCGUGGGACCGGUCGAGGGUGCAAGGGCGGGAUAUGUCGCAAAGGAUGGCUGGCGGACCACGAUCGAUCGCGAUCAGCUAGCGUAUUGGCUAUUGAAUGAAGCCGUGAAGCCGCCCAAGGAGAGAAAAUGGGCGAGAGAAAUGCCAGCACUUUGGGGUGAUACCACGGCGCCUUCUCCAAAGUCCUAG
This is a messenger RNA of Cladophialophora psammophila CBS 110553, 735 nucleotides long. RefSeq lists its product as uncharacterized. Lineage: Eukaryota; Fungi; Ascomycota; Eurotiomycetes; Chaetothyriales; Herpotrichiellaceae. The record is from RefSeq and is a predicted model, not a curated record. Bases 1 to 735 code for a protein of 244 amino acids. The transcript is spliced from 2 exons.